AUAGAAGAUGUUCGGGCCAAGGUUUCUGAAACAUCAGCAAAAAAGUAUAAUGAUGUUCUUGAUGCCCAUGAGAAAUCCAAAGAUUUAGAGAAUACAUUAAAAGAUGUAUCAAAAGAACUUCAAAACUUUAACAAAGAAAAAGAAGCUAUUGAAAAGCGACGAACAGUUGCAUUAAAGAAGCACACAGAACUUGAGCUUGAUGUCAAAGACUUGCAAGAGAAGAACUCUGGAAACAUCCGAGCCAAGGAAGAUGCUGCAAGACAACUGGAGAUACUUGAGAAAGAAAUUCAAGAUUCAACCAUUGAACUGGGCAAAAUCAUUCCCUUACAUGAGGAUCAAAUUCAGAAAGAAAAAGACAUUGCCAUGCAAAUAAUGGAGCGUGAAAAGAAACUCAGUAUACUCUAUCAAAAGCAAGGUCGAGCUACCCAGUUUUCAAGUAAAGCUGCUCGUGAUAAGUGGCUUCAAAAGGAGAUUGAUGAUCUUGAACGAGUGCAUUCUUCAAAUAAGGGGCAGGAGCAAAAGCUUUUGGAUGAAAUUGAUCGGCUUAAAAAAGAACUGCGUGAUUGUGAUGAAAACAUAAAUAAACGUAAAUCAGAUAUUACUGUUUUCGAAUCUGGCAUUGCUGAGUCCUUUAAAGGGCUUAAUCAUUUCAAAUUGGAGAGAGACAAGUUAAAUCUUGAGAGGAAGUCCCUAUGGACAAAGGAGAAUGAAAUUACUGCUGAAAUUGAUAAGCUGAGUGCAGAAGUUGAGAAGGCUGAAAAGAAUCUUGAUCAUGCAAUUCCUGGUGAUGUGAGAAGAGGGCUGAAUUCAGUUAGGAAGAUUUGCAGGGAGUAUAAUAUUUCUGGAGUUCAUGGUCCAAUUAUUGAGUUGCUGAAUUGUGAUGAAAAGUUUUUCACUGCCGUUGAAGUUACGGCAGGAAACAGCUUAUUCCAUGUUGUUGUUGAAAAUGAUGACAAGUCAACCCAGAUAAUUAGACAUCUUAAUUCACAGAAAGGUGGUAGAGUUACAUUUAUUCCGCUUAACAGAGUAAAGGCUCCACGCAUCACUUAACCGCAGAGUUCUGAUGUCAUACCUCUUUUGAAGAAAUUGAAUUUUAAACAUGACUAUACUCCUGCAUUCAGUCAGGUUAGCUUCUGAAAAUUGUUAUAU
This is a messenger RNA of Vigna umbellata (rice bean), 1149 nucleotides long. The record is from RefSeq and is a predicted model, not a curated record. Lineage: Eukaryota; Viridiplantae; Streptophyta; Magnoliopsida; Fabales; Fabaceae.